AGUAUAAGACAAAGAAUACAGACUAAGAAUAUGAAAAAAUAUGGAAUAAAACCUCCUUAUCUAUCCUUAUCAAAGGAGUAUUAAUUCCUCGUGUGUGCUAUCGUAUUGUUAUACCUGUACAAAGUUUUAUGGGUGGCAAAUACUAUUUAUUUGUAAGAUAAUGUAAACAGACGUGUGGUUCCUUCGUUAAGCGGUAAUAGUGACAUAAAACAAAGAAAUGAUGGAGAGGCGUACAGUCUUACUGUUGGUGUUGUUACUUAUCGGCAUUGCUGGCUUAACCGCUGCUAUUGUUAUGGGCAUCAUUCAAAGCAGACCUGAUACAUCUGAGCCAACUGAGGACGGUGACAAGGAGUACGACAGUGAGCUUUGUCAUCCACUGCUAAUAGCACAUCGCGGUGCCAGCGGCUACGUCCCGGAGCACACAUUAGGAGCCUACGCACUCGCAGCCACCAUGGGGUCCGACUACCUCGAACCGGACGUCGUGAUGACCAAAGAUGGCCAAAUCAUCGCACGACAUGACAACGAGCUCGGCUUGACCACUGACGUGGCUGAUCACCCAGAGUUCGCCAGUCGCUUUAGAACACAAAUGGUGGACGGUAGACAAGUAAGUGGAUGGUUCACUGAAGACUUCACUCUCGCAGAAAUCAAAACUCUCCGUGCAAUUGAACGCAUACCCGACAUUAGACCUGGUAAUACAAGAAUGGAUGGAGCCUUUGAUGUCCCUACCAUGCAAGAGAUUAUUGACUUGACCAAAGGUUUAGAAAUAAGUCUACAACGACCUAUUGGUAUAUAUCCUGAAAUAAAACACGGCACUCAUUUCCAACGCCUGGGUCUGGCCAUGGAGCGACCUUUAGUAGACUUGUUACACAGUAACGGUUACAGGGGACCUGAAUCGCUUAUUUACAUUCAAUCUUUUGAAGUGAGCAAUUUGAGAGAACUGAAAACUAUGACAGACCUGCGCUUGAUUCAACUCUUCGCGGGUAACCCUGCUCUACCUCCAUUUGAUCAAGCGGUGCAAGGAACAGGACUGACGUAUGCUCAAAUGGCUACCCCUGAAGGGUUACGAGAGGUCGCUACUUACGCUUAUGCGGUUGGACCUGACAAGGGUUAUAUAAUUCCCCGCAAUGCCAAUCAAACACUAGGUACGCCAACAAGUUUUGUGCAGGACGCUCAUGCAGCUGGUCUCAAAGUGCAUCCGUACACGUUCCGUUCAGAAAACGUGUAUUUACCAGCUGAGUUCCGCAGUGACGAUCCCUCACCGGCCGCUCUCGGAGAUGCAGCUGGCGAGUAUCGAGCAUUUCUUGCUGCAGGAAUAGAUGGCUUGUUCACAGAUCACCCUGAUGAUUUUGCACACGUUCGUGGUAAUUGUCAUUGACAAGACGACGACUGUUUAACUUAUAUACCAAAAGAAAAACAUGGCUACUUCAUCGAAAGUCUAAUAAAAUCUUCAUUAAGAACUAAGAUUGGUAAUGGCAGAAGAAUAAUUUGCCUAUCAAGAUAGGCAAAUUAUUCUCCUAGUAUUACCAGGUACUACCAACUUUUAUAAGUGUAUUCACCAUUUAUGUGGCUACCUCGACACUUAGUUCCAAUUGUUAACAUCUUUGUUAAAUGGGAAGCUUUGGUUAACAUAUAAUCAAAAACUGUUUAGAUGAAGAAAAAUACCAGUUUAUGAUGCUAGCCAACAGCUAUAAGACAUGUUAAUUUUUAUUAAUUUAUUCUAGUCGAAUUACUUAGAAUAGGUGUGUAAUUUAAUCUUAUUAAGAAAAUAAUAAAAUUUUAUAUCUAAGCA
Spodoptera exigua (beet armyworm) is the source of this 1789-nucleotide messenger RNA. The record is from the annotation of a GenBank genome assembly. NCBI's taxonomy places the organism in Eukaryota, Metazoa, Arthropoda, Insecta, Lepidoptera, Noctuidae.